AUCCAAUAGCUUUGUGGUAUCGUACUACAGUACCGUACCAUACGACCUACCGUGCCACUUCAAAAGCAAAACAUUUUUUGAGCGCGCUAUGUCGUGCCGACAGGGCAGGAUGGUUUGGAUACAAUGCAAAAUUCGAAAGCCAUUCACACAUCAGCAAAGCAAGCUAGUUAUCUCAUCAAGAGGGUCGGUACAUGCGUGCACCUCACGCCUUGAAAAGAUAAACGAUAUGGGUGACUUUUUCACACAUAACCUCUGGGAAAAAGAGGUAAGGAAAUACAACUGUGGAGAUUAAUGGCGAAGAAACCAAAUUUGUCCUUCGAAAAUCGUUUCGUCCGAUCGUGCYCGACCGAGAUUGAAUUGGUUGCGCCAUUCCAAGCUKUAUUUUGUCACAUUCUCUUCUGUGAUGUUGCGCCAUUCGUCCCGUCGUCAACGUUCACARAAAAGGCCUUCUCGUUUGAUUUUGUAAUCUGUKAUACAUUAAUUAGAAAUGAUGCAAUACAAACUCAUUUGAAUGGUAAUAGACGCUGCCUUCUGAGUACUUCGUGUUUCAACUUCUCACUACUCGCUACAUUCCCGCAAUAAAAUGAAAUUCAUUCAAAAUACUAUGAAAUAACGCACGGCGGGACGAAGUAGCCCGAUUUUGCCAGAGACUACAACGAACAAGGAGGAACUGCCGACGCACAAAGCGAAGAAAGUGAAACCACUUUUUAUGGAGCUCAACACGUAAUUGCCCUCGUGGAUUGCCAUCCGGAUAUGUUUCAAGAAGGGAAACACAGGAUAAAGGCCAAAUACGAAAGCGAACGGAAUGAAGAAAUCCAAAAUUUCACCGACAACAGUGAGAGAGCACCAAUCCAUUUGUCCAUCAAACUCAUCCAGAGCCUACUCCAGCAAAUAAUAGAACAAACUGUAAUACGCAAAAUUGGAAAGCGAAACGGGGUGGGACUCUUAUUUUACAACACAAGAACAAUACAUAAAAAUWCCRGRGAUAGAGGUCAGAAAAAUAGCAAGAAGAGCGAAGAGGACAGUGWAGAKGACGACGACGAUAAGAUGGAUGACGAAGAGGACGAAGAAGAGGACGAAGUGAAUGAUGACGAUGUGCUCGUAACACCACGGCCCGAAACGACCGUCCAUAGACUUUUGGAUUUAGAACCACCGGGAAUUAGACACGUGCAGACCCUUCGAAAASUAGUGUCGGAUAACCAUCCGCAACGACAAACGAAGCUAGAUCGCGACUUGCGUGCCGAAUUUUGUCCUCURCAUGAUGAACCUCAUCCAGCCAUUGCCCCUCUACAAAUAGCGCUCGAGGAGGCAACAAGGAUGUUUCUGAGUGCGAAAUGCGUUCGUGAUCGSAAUGCAAGAACCAAGGAAAAUGAGCGUGAUACGAAAUCAAUUUGGGUGUUUACCAACCAAGCGAAUCCGUAUUCUGAUGAACGAAAGAAACGGAUUGAAAACAUAGCCAACUUGGCCAAGGAACAAGACAUUUCAAUCGUUGUWUGGCCUCUUGGAAUUCAUUCGAACACCGAAGAUACUCACGGGAACGGCGAUGUUAAAUCAUUUGAUCCUCUUUUUUUUGGUUCGAUUGCAUCUAGAAUCGUUUGGCCYCUGAAUGAUGAGUCUUMUUUUGAGUCGACAGAAUCGUGYGGCCAGCGCCUURUAUCCGAGGACAUGAUGAAAAAUGCACUAAAUGACAUCCAUGAUGUGGCCAAAAUUCGCCGUACGUAUUAUGGACCAAUGCACAUUUUGCGCCGAGGAAAGGCRCACUCUCAAAAUAAACCUUCUAUUAUGAUCGAUUGGUACUCUCUCGUUCAGUUCUCUAGGAGGCCUGGGAAAGUCCAAGUUAAUACKGAGACCAAAAUGUGAGUGUUCAGGUGAGGAAGGAAAACACUUUGAAUCGAAAAAACCAACGUAAAAUCAGAGGCUGAUUGGUUCUGUAUCAAAYCCACUGAGWAUUCGGUAGGUUGAUACAAAACCAAUAUGCUGAUAAGUAUUUUACUCGCAUUGUUUUCUAAUCGUUUCCUUUUCUCAUSUUACUGUUUCACCAUCGAUAGAGAAACUGUGAAAAUCCGAUWCAUCCUGGAGAAAGACACCGGGAAAGAYGUUGCACGUUUUUGGAACAAACCCACGGCUGAACAACGGGAGCAUCAGCGAAGCCAAUCAGGUUUGCAGCGCAUUCGUCACUUUUUCAACUUUGCCAACGAGCUUGUUCCAAUUACACAACAAGAUAUUGUGGGAAUKAAAGAAAAUGCCAAUGGUGGGUAYACCCCUGGCCUAACGAUAUUGGGAUUCAAACCGAGAAACGCGAUUCCUUUUCAUCACACAAUUUCAAAGCCAUUCGUGAUAUUUCCAAACGACGACGUUGUGAAAGGGAGUUUUACAGCUUUCAAGCAUUUGCAUGCUGCAAUGUUGCGCAAGAAUGUCAUCGGUGUGGGCGAAGUGUUGCACAGASAAACCUCCCAAUCAAGACUGGUUGCGAUUUAUCCAUUUGAAAGGGCAGAUUACAUGCCAGACGGCAUGUACGUAAUAACCCUCCCAUUCGAAAAUGAUAUGCGGGCAGUUGCCCCCGAUGCUGCUUCGAUGGAGUUUAACCUCCAACAAAAACGGGACGAAAAAAAAUCUGAAGUUGAGACGGCCUAUAAGCAGAAUGAACCUGAAAUCAUUGGCAGCAACGGAAAUGCUGGAAUUCCAGGUGCUGGUAACCAGCAYCAAGAGAACGAAUUGGGYAGUAUUGCAUCCGAGGAGCUCGUUSAUGCAGCAAUCAACUUAAUGGGUCCACUAGGUCUAACUAAAGCGGAGGUGGGAGUAGAUUUUGAAAAUGCAGCGCUUAUGGAAUUCUAUUCCUAUCUGAAAAGUGUAGCAUUCGAUUCACCUCAGGAAGAAGCAAGAUAYGAUACACGAAACUUGAGUGACACGGAAUUUGCUGCGGAAGAAAUCGAUGCUUUCAAAUCACUCCUACCAGCUGAUGCCGAGCAGGAGAGGCCCACGCUUUCACGAAAACGAGCGAGAAAGAUUGUUCCGGACGAUUCUGGGAUUGAUUGGGACGAAUUGUACAGGARAGAUGAAAUCGAUACCUGCAAYAUGGACAUGUUGAAAAAAUACCUUCGGUCUGUUGGACUCUCGACCUCCGGAAGAAAGAAUGACCUCGUGUUGCGCGUUGCCAGUGCUUUGGCUGAGAAAUGCUCACAUGGCACAAAUAUCUUCGCCGCGAUGGAGCAGGGUGUUGUCAAGAAAGAAGAAUCGAUGAUUGGGAGAACGAUAUAGUGGUCCCACAAAGCGGUAUGAAAUUAUGAUUAACAUC
This is a messenger RNA of Pseudo-nitzschia multistriata, 3295 nucleotides long. Lineage: Eukaryota; Bacillariophyta; Bacillariophyceae; Bacillariales; Bacillariaceae. The record is from the annotation of a GenBank genome assembly.